Spinacia oleracea (spinach) is the source of this 4330-nucleotide messenger RNA. RefSeq names its product 5-oxoprolinase 1. Gene Ontology annotation, biological process: glutathione metabolic process. Gene Ontology annotation, cellular component: cytosol. The transcript is spliced from 2 exons. NCBI's taxonomy places the organism in Eukaryota, Viridiplantae, Streptophyta, Magnoliopsida, Caryophyllales, Amaranthaceae. The coding region runs from base 190 to 3993 and encodes 1267 amino acids. Gene Ontology annotation, molecular function: 5-oxoprolinase (ATP-hydrolyzing) activity. The record is from RefSeq and is a predicted model, not a curated record.
AAAGGAUACACUCGGAAAUUCGGGAUUGAUCUGAUCUAAACGGCUCGCUUUAUGCAGUCCUCGUCAUCGGUGUGAACCAGAAAACAAAGUUCGAUACUGCUUUCUCUCUCUCUUCUCCAUUCCAGUCUCCUCCUCACUGACAUCUUUCGCGAACCAGGAUAAUCCGAAUUCUAGACAUUCAGUGCUCAAAUGGGCAGCAUUAGUUCUGAGAAAUUAAGGUUUUGCAUUGACCGAGGGGGCACGUUUACUGAUGUAUAUGCUGAACUCCCUGAUCAAACUGAAGGUCGUGUUAUGAAACUAUUAUCUGUCGAUCCUUCUAACUAUGAUGAUGCUCCAGUUGAAGGUAUCCGUAGAAUUUUGGAAGAAUAUACUGGGGAGAAAGUCCCUCGGUCUUCCAAGAUUCCCACUGACAAAAUUGAGUGGAUACGCAUGGGUACAACUGUGGCUACAAAUGCCCUUUUAGAGAGAAAAGGAGAGAGGAUUGCCCUAUGUGUUACUCAAGGAUUUAGGGACCUGUUGCAAAUUGGAAACCAGGCUCGUCCGAACAUAUUUGACCUCACUGUAUCCAAGCCUUCAAAUCUUUAUGAAGAGGUUUUGGAGGUUGAAGAAAGAGUUGAACUCGUUCUUGAUACGGAAGAGAACGUCAACUCAUCACAUGUAGUCAAAGGUGUUUCAGGUGAAUUAGUGAGAGUUGCAAAGCCUUUAAAUGAAGGAUCUUUGAGGCCUUUGCUGAAAGGACUGUUGGAUAAGGGAGUAAGUUGUCUAGCUGUCGUGUUGAUGCACUCUUACACCUACCCACAGCAUGAGAUCUCUGUGGAGAAAUUAGCCUUGAGCAUGGGCUUUAGACACGUAUCUCUAUCAUCGGCCUUGACACCUAUGGUUCGAGCAGUUCCACGGGGUCUAACUGCCAGUGUGGAUGCAUAUCUUACCCCAGUUAUCAAAGAUUACUUGUCUGGAUUCAUAUCCAAAUUUGAUGAAGGCUUGGGGAAGGUUAAUGUUCUUUUUAUGCAAUCAGAUGGAGGUCUAGCACCUGAAAGUAGAUUUUCAGGUCAUAAAGCAGUUUUAUCAGGCCCUGCUGGGGGUGUUGUUGGUUACUCGCAGACUUUGUUUGGUAUUGAAACAGAUAAGCCUCUUAUUGGGUUUGACAUGGGGGGUACAUCCACGGAUGUCAGUCGUUAUGCUGGUGGUUAUGAACAAGUGCUUGAAACUCAGAUUGCUGGAGCAGUUAUUCAGGCACCUCAGCUUGACAUAAACACUGUUGCUGCUGGUGGAGGAUCAAAGUUAAAAUUCCAGUUUGGAGCCUUCAAGGUGGGACCAGAAUCAGUAGGGGCUCACCCUGGCCCUGUGUGCUACAGGAAAGGAGGUGAAUUAGCAGUUACAGAUGCUAAUUUAGUGCUGGGUUAUGUUAUUCCUGAAUAUUUUCCUUCUAUUUUUGGACCCAAUGAAGACCAGCCUUUAGAUGUUCAUGCAACCAGAGAAGAGUUUAAGAAGCUUGCUGAGCAAAUAAAUUCACACAGGAAGAGCCAAGACUCAUCAGCAAAAGACAUGUCUGUCGAGGAGAUAGCUCUUGGGUUUGUCAAUGUUGCAAAUGAGACAAUGUGUCGUCCAAUACGUCAAUUGACAGAGAUGAAAGGCCACGAGACGCGGAACCAUGCUCUUGCUUGUUUUGGAGGUGCUGGACCCCAACAUGCCUGUGCUAUUGCUAGGGCGUUGGGCAUGAAAGAGGUAUUAAUCCAUAGGUUCUGUGGUAUACUAAGUGCGUAUGGAAUGGGACUAGCUGAUGUUGUAGAAGAGGCUCAAGAGCCAUAUGCUGCUGUUUAUUGCAGUGAAUCGGUUCAGGAAGCUUCAUGUAGAGAAGCCAAGUUGCUGGAGCUGGUAAAACACAAGCUGCAAGAACAAGGUUUUAGAGAAGAGAGCAUCAAAACUGAAACUUAUUUGAAUCUGAGGUAUGAGGGUACGGAUACAGCCAUCAUGGUCAAAAAACAAGAAAGUGAUGGUGGAUCAGCAUUUGACUACGCUACUGAAUUUGUGAAGCUGUUCCAGCGGGAGUAUGGAUUCAAACUGCAGAACAGGAACACUCUUGUCUGUGAUGUAAGAGUUCGGGGUGUAGGAGUCACUAAUAUCUUAAAACCCAAAGCUCAGAACCCUGCUUCAGGAAGUCCAAACAGUCAAUGUGUAUGCAAGGUUUAUUUUCAAAAUGGGUGGCAAGAGGCCCCCGUGUUCAAGCUUGAAAAUCUGGGUUACGGUCAUGCCAUCCCUGGGCCUGCUAUUAUCAUGAAUGGUAACAGUACGGUGAUUGUGGAGCCAAAUUGUAGAGCUAUGAUAACAAAGUACGGAAACAUCAAAAUUGAAAUCGACUCAAUAUCAAACAUAACAAAAGUUUCGGACAAAGUUGCGGAUGUGGUGCAGCUUUCAAUUUUCAAUCACAGAUUUAUGGGGAUAGCUGAGCAGAUGGGACGGACUCUACAGAGGACUUCAAUAUCAACAAACAUUAAGGAACGGCUAGAUUUUUCCUGUGCUCUAUUUGAUCCUGAUGGAGGGCUUGUAGCUAAUGCUCCUCAUGUUCCUGUGCACCUCGGUGCUAUGUCAAGUACUGUUUGUUGGCAAUUGAAGUACUGGGGUGAUAACUUGAAUGAAGGAGAUGUUCUGGUCACCAAUCAUCCUUGUGCUGGCGGUAGUCAUCUACCUGAUAUAACUGUUAUCACUCCUGUAUUUGAUAAUGGAAAACUGGUGUUUUUUGUUGCUAGUAGAGGACAUCAUGCUGAAAUUGGAGGUAUUACUCCUGGAAGCAUGCCCCCUUUCUCCAAGGCUAUAUGGGAAGAAGGGGCUGCCAUCAAAGCCUUCAAACUUGUGGAAAAGGGUAUGUUUCAGGAGGAAGGUAUUGUAAAACUUCUCCAGUACCCAUGUUCUGAUGAUCCUGCUCAUAAGAUCCCAGGAACUCGAAGGCUCCAAGACAAUUUAUCAGAUCUCCAUGCACAAGUAGCUGCUAACCAAAGAGGCAUUUCUCUUAUCAAAGAGCUUAUUGAACAGUAUGGUUUGGAGACUGUAAAUGCAUACAUGAAAUAUGUACAGCUCAAUGCAGAAGAAGCCGUCAGAGAAAUGCUCAAAUCAGUGGCGGCUAAAGUGGCAUCCCCAUCUGGUGGGCCUGAAGCAGGGGGUAUAGUGACCAUUGAAGAAGAAGAUUACAUGGAUGAUGGUUCUACUAUUCAUCUUAAACUUACAAUUGAUUCAAACAAGGGAGAAGCUUUCUUUGAUUUCUCUUCGACAAGCCCAGAAGUAUAUGGUAAUUGGAACGCACCAGAAGCAGUUACAGCAGCUGCAGUCAUAUAUUGCCUUCGCUGUUUGGUAAAUGUUGACAUUCCUCUGAAUCAAGGCUGUCUUGCCCCUGUAAAAAUUUAUAUUCCACCAGGUUGUUUUCUUUCUCCGAGUGACAAAGCUGCCGUGGUGGGAGGCAAUGUCCUCACAUCCCAGAGAGUCACUGAUGUCAUACUCACUGCAUUCCAAGCAUGUGCUUGUUCUCAAGGUUGCAUGAAUAAUCUGACUUUCGGGGAUAACACAUUUGGUUACUAUGAGACUAUUGGAGGCGGAUGUGGGGCCGGUCCAACCUGGGAUGGAACUAGUGGUGUACAGUGUCACAUGACAAAUACUCGUAUGACUGAUCCAGAGAUUUUUGAGCAGAGGUACCCAGUGAUUCUGCACAAAUUUGGUCUCAGAGAGAAUAGUGGAGGUGACGGGGUUCACAGAGGAGGAGAUGGGCUUGUAAGAGAGAUUGAAUUUAGGCGGCCAGUCAUAGUGAGCAUUCUUUCCGAGAGACGUGUUCAUGCUCCAAGAGGAUUGAGAGGAGGAAAAGAUGGGGCUCGUGGUGCUAAUUACCUAAUUACUACUGAUAAGAGGAAAAUUUAUCUAGGAGGUAAAAAUACCAUUCAUGUACAGGGGGGAGAAACUGUUGUGAUUUUAACUCCUGGAGGAGGUGGGUUUGGUUCUUCUCUCUAGAAGUUAGAUGCUGCCCAUUGAACUGUCGAUGUGUACUGCACAAAGGUACGCCUGCAUUAUUUGAAAUAGUUUCCUUUGUUUGUCCAAGGACAUGAUCACCCGAACAAUAACAACCCUUUUUUUUUACGAGGUGAAAAUAACAGCAAUAACUGAACAAUGAAAAGUUUGUUGCUAAUUGUUGUAUUACCUGUAUGUUAAAUGAGAAAAAGGUCACACAUACCUCAGUUCAUAUUCACUGUUUUGUCCACUUUGUAGUGCAUUUUAACUGAACAAUGAAAAGUUUUUUUGCUAAUUGUUGUACUUGGUAUAAUGGAAUUUUAUAUUAUGAUUCUCAUUA